Messenger RNA from Notothenia coriiceps (black rockcod), 583 nucleotides. It is a transcript of the gene septin9, whose product is annotated as neuronal-specific septin-3. The record is from RefSeq and is a predicted model, not a curated record. NCBI's taxonomy places the organism in Eukaryota, Metazoa, Chordata, Actinopteri, Perciformes, Nototheniidae. The transcript is spliced from 5 exons. Gene Ontology annotation, molecular function: GTP binding. The annotation marks the transcript as partial.
AUGUUUAACUCCUGCACAUGUAACCCCUCUCCCUCUGUCCCUCUCUGUGUAGUGAUUGAGGAGAAGGGGGUGAGGAUGAAGCUCACAGUGAUCGAUACUCCAGGAUUUGGUGACCAGAUCAACAACGAGAACUGCUGGGAGCCCAUAGUGAAGCAUGUCAACGAGCAGUAUGAGAAAUACCUGAGAGAAGAGCUGCAUAUCAACAGGAAGAGGAGGAUACCAGACAGCAGAGUCCACUGCUGCAUCUACUUCCUCCCCCCCACCGGACACAGGUUACGCCAAAUCGAUGUUGAGUUCAUGAAGAGGUUGGGAAAGAUAGUGAGCAUCGUACCUGUCAUCGCCAAAGCCGACACACUCACCAUUGAGGAAAGACAGGAGUUCAAAGAGAGGAUAAGGCAAGACCUAGCAGCCAAUGGGAUUCGUGUUUACCCCCAGAAAGAGUAUGAUGAGGAUCCGGAGGACAGCAUCCUUAAUGACAGGAUCAGGGAAAGCAUUCCCUUCGCUGUGGUGGGAACGGAUAAGGAGCACCAGGUUAAUGGACACAAGGUGCUGGGACGUAAAACAAAGUGGGGAAUCAUUGAAG